CAGAUCUGGUGACCGACUGAAUCUGAUCAUCAUCAAGAUCAACUUGACCGCUCUUACUCCUUACGGUCAAGCAAUUCGCCAAUGGGUCUCCAACUACUCGACUGCCCUCUCGAGCUCAUCCUCCAGAUCCUCUCGAGAUGUGAUAUCGCCAGUGUGCUCGCGCUCGGAGAGACGUGUCGGUAUCUGCACGACAUCGGCAGCGACGCCUCCGUCUGGCUCGCACUCGCGCAAAACCUACAGCAUCGUAACAUCAUCGAGUCCGGCGGAGAGGGAGACGGUGACCUGCGCGCGCUCUCGGGCGCCGAGCUGAAACAGCGCAUCCAACGACUCGUGCUCGGCCCCGAAUCCUGGUCACCGCCGUCCGCACAGCCACGCGUCGCCGGCGAAUCCGCGGACACCUUCCAGCCCCGUAUAGGCCGCCGCAUCGUGCUUCAUCCGAGUGUGCGGAACGGCCCGGGGAUCCUCACCCGGGAGAACGCGGCCGUUCUGACGCCGAGCGGGCGGUUCGCGCUCUUCAGGAACUGGUACCGCCUCGAGUGCUGGGAGGUGUCCACCGACAGGCUGGUGUGGCUGUAUGACGCGGAGCACGGACCGCUGGGGGAGAUUGAGUCGGGGAAGGUGUUGCAGUUUGCGGUGGAUGAGCUGGGUGGGGCGGACGCGGGGACGCUGCGCAUCCUGCAGUGCGUCCAGACGUUCGCGGCACAGCGGGAAAACCAUCUGGAGGUGCUCGAGAUCGACACGCAAAGCUGGACGCACACGAUCCUGUUCAGCUGGCGAGUGCCCGACACUGCCGACGACAAUCCGUUCCACCGGCCCUUUUUCGUGGGUGACAUUGCCGUCGUGGGAAGCUCGACGGUUUUUGGCGAUGCGAUAGUGCUGAUAUGCGACUGCAAGUCGGGCAGUCGUUCCAGCUACAUCCUUCCGGAGGUCGGUGUUCGUUCCAGCUACAUCCUUCUGGAGGGAACACAUCCCUUGUGGAGUGUCAUACCCAAAUUCCUCGUCUUCAAGGUCUACCAAGCGCUACCUCGUAACGGUGGUGACAAGUCCGAAUCGGAGGCACUCUACGUAUACGAGACAUCACAUCUGCUUAACGGGAAUGGCAUCCAGGAUCUCACUCUCAUGUCUCCAGUAGCGUACCACGUGAUACCCCAGCUGGUAUCGACCAGCAUCGACCAGCUCAGCGUCCAUCCAGAUCCUCUGCGAGCAGUGCGCUUCCGCGUCUGGGUGCAUGCUUCCGGUCAGUCGGAGAGCGCCCCAUCCUAUCUGCAUCGAUACACGCUGGAUCUCAGCGCCGCCGGCGGGCAUUCCGUCGCUCUGCAUCACGUACUCGGGACACUCCUCCAUCUUCGACGGAUAUGGAGACCGCAAACACAAGGUGUUGGCCCCUGGAACUGAUGCUACGGGGGAUGUCCAGGCGGAUAUGGCGCACUGUGGCAAUGAGGUGCAUGUCUCUGCCUUCUCCGGGGCUGUAGUGUUCGCUACUCAUUCCGAUAUUCGUAUCUUGUACUAUGCGUAACUCAGUUGACCAUCGUUCGCGCUGGCAGCUUGUCUACCAAACAGUAACGGGAUGCAUAGUUUGUAUCCGAUAUCGAUGCGAAACGGGCGUCGAUGAAAACGUUUCUCUGGGACUGGACAUAAACAGAACGUGUUCGCUGAAUGUUUCCGUGUUUCCGGGAGCCCCUGGAUUCAUU
Messenger RNA from Mycena citricolor, 1691 nucleotides. The record is from the annotation of a GenBank genome assembly. Lineage: Eukaryota; Fungi; Basidiomycota; Agaricomycetes; Agaricales; Mycenaceae.